CUUCAAUGCAGCCCGUCUUUCUUUGAAUCACCCAGGUAUGAUUGUGUCAUAGUGAAGACCCAAGACCAGCCAUUCUUUGCAUGUCUUGUUUACUUGUUUCGCUGUUCAAUCAGCGAGACCGUCCUUUCUCUCAUGCUCAUUCAUCCUUAUGAUGUUGCCAUCAGCCAUUGCCGCAGGCAUGACAUACAAACUAGCGCUACUUAUCCCAAUAGGCGCGAGUGUAGUAUUCGACCCAAGAGGACUGCUAUUGAAGCAACUUUCUUCUAA
This is a messenger RNA of Suillus subalutaceus, 267 nucleotides long. RefSeq lists its product as uncharacterized. The transcript has a single exon. The record is from RefSeq and is a predicted model, not a curated record. The annotation marks the transcript as partial. NCBI's taxonomy places the organism in Eukaryota, Fungi, Basidiomycota, Agaricomycetes, Boletales, Suillaceae.